ACAUUUUCGUAAUAUUUUGGCUCAGACGUUCUAUGAAAACUGGUCUGUUUGAUAGCAUAAUAUACAAACAAGAUGCCUAUGAUAAAGUUACAGAGUUUGGAGGGAGAAGUAUUCGAGAUAGAUGUUGAGAUUGCAAGACAAUCGGUUACUAUCAAAACUAUGCUUGAAGAUCUGGGUGUAGAAGAUGAUGAUGAAGAACCCGUCCCACUUCCAAAUGUCAAUGCAGCUAUCCUUAGAAAAGUCAUCGCUUGGUGCACCUACCACAAAGAUGACCCUCCUCCGCCUGAGGAUGAUGAGAAUAAGGAGAAGAGAACAGAUGAUAUCUGCUCAUGGGAUGCUGAAUUCCUUAAAGUUGACCAGGGCACUCUGUUUGAAUUAAUUCUUGCAGCAAAUUACCUGGAUAUUAAAGGACUGUUGGAUGUUACCUGUAAAACGGUAGCAAAUAUGAUCAAAGGAAAGUCCCCAGAAGAAAUCAGAAAGACAUUUAAUAUCAAGAAUGACUUCACCCCAGCAGAAGAAGAACAGGUUCGAAAAGAGAAUGAGUGGUGUGAAGAAAAAUAAAGGGAAUGUAUGAAAAAUAUUUUUUGUGUUUUGAGAGAGACUUUCUAAAGGUCUACAAAGGACAGCGACAAACUAUAGUGUUGUCUCCGAUGUGCUAUGGAAUAAAUAAAUUGUCUUAAUAAUCAGCCUGACCACAAUGGUGGUGAUGUUGUAUAUCACAUUUUGUAUUUAUUUGUGAAGUUGCUUUGUUUAGUGUUUGUUAGUUGUUUUUUUUUCCUCUCUCUCUACAUAUUUCACCAAGAUAAAAUUUAUCACAAAAUUCCCUCUCUUGUUUGCUGAUGUAGAAAAAAUUAUUUUUACCUCAUUUUAUUUUUUUUGGAAUAGAUGUAGUUUUCACUUCAACUUACCUUUAUAUAUGUUGAAUUGAAAGUUUUUCUCCGAGAUGAAAAUGAUGUUUUUAACACAUUGUUUACUGUUUGAAAAAAAAUAACUAAUGUAAUUAUAAAAUUUUCCUAAAUAUUUAUUCUUUGUUGUUUUUAAAAUUAUUUUUGAGAAUGAUCAGUGAAAAUAUAUAUAUAUGAUUCAUAGUUUAUCUGGGAAUAUAUGGAUAAUGAUAUCCCUGUGUACCCCAGUAUCUGUGCAAAUUGUGUCCUUGUCGUAAUUUUUAAAUGAGGAACUCGAUGUUUUAAACAUUUUUCUUCUUAAAUAAAAAAAAUUCACACUAUAA
Molecule: messenger RNA, 1228 nt
Organism: Saccostrea echinata
Lineage: Eukaryota; Metazoa; Mollusca; Bivalvia; Ostreida; Ostreidae
Product: S-phase kinase-associated protein 1
Exons: 5
Coding region: 73-561 (162 amino acids)
Biological process (GO): SCF-dependent proteasomal ubiquitin-dependent protein catabolic process
Cellular component (GO): nucleus; cytoplasm
Molecular function (GO): cullin family protein binding
Source: RefSeq, a predicted model, not a curated record